Molecule: messenger RNA, 1104 nt
Organism: Scedosporium apiospermum
Lineage: Eukaryota; Fungi; Ascomycota; Sordariomycetes; Microascales; Microascaceae
Exons: 3
Coding region: 1-1104 (367 amino acids)
Source: RefSeq, a predicted model, not a curated record
AUGGCUCAAUUACUACGCAUCGUAUCUGUCUUUCUCGCGAUCGCGAGUUGGCACGUUGUUCUUGGCUUCCAAGUCACUCCUGGAUCGCCAUGCGCCUCCAUUUGCGAUGUUCCAGUGUCUCCUGAGGCGACCGGGAACUCGUCUGAGAUCGUGUGCGGUGAUGAGGCUAUCCGAUCCACAGCGGCGGGUGUGCGGAUGAAGGCUUGCUUUACAUGUCUAGAGUCGAGCACGCACACCAACGGAUCGGAGACUGACCAGCAAUGGCUUCUCUACAAUCUUAGAAUGACUCUAGCAACUUGCGUCUUUGAAGUGCCCCCGGCGGAAGGCGAGCCCAAGUCGACGUGCGCUGCCGAUUUUACCUGCUCGCCCCUCCGAACCGCUCUUUUCCCCACGGAGUCCAAGGGAAACAACGGCGGGUAUGAGUUCUGCGACGUCUCUGAUGAUGGGUUCAAAUCGCCGAAUCUACAAACUUGCAUCGGCUGCCUCGAGAGCAACAAGAAUGAAGUCUAUCUACUGAAUUUCAUGAACGUCCUCGCAGCUGCGUGCGUUUACAAGCCCAAACCUGGAUCGCUCCUCAUUCGAAGCGGCCUCUUCUCCACCGACGGCGUCGAGAUCGUCGUCCCGGAGGCCGAAAACACCUCCGAACCCUCCCCAGCGCCGACCACGACUACCGAAACCACCCACAGGACCGGCCUCACCCAGGUGCAAACGAUUGCCAUCAUCGCCGCGGUCGCCGGAACGAUAGCUUUGGCCGCCGUCCUCUUCACCGUCUACUUCCUCAUGCGCCGACGCCAAAAUCGCAUGGAAGCCGCCCUCCGAGCCCAGCAAUCGGAGCGAGCCCCGCCGACGAAUCCUUACCCCCUCAUGACUGAGGUCCAGCAGCAGGGGAAGGAGGAGGGCGCAUCUCCGUCGUCGUACUCGACUGUGAGCAGCUUCCACAGCACGUGGACUUUCGACCCCAAGUUGUGCAGCACUGCUACUCUAUCCUGGACUGACGUCUCCGGGAUGAACACUACGAGUAACAUUCCGGUGCAUCCUGCCUAUGUUGCUAAGAUUCCUGGGCGCAAGAGCCAUGCGCCGGAUGAGCCUGGGAACAUUGUGUAA